GCCAAAUACCACCGUGUUCUGUUUAUAUUUUAACUUUAAGGUUUAAACAAAACUAUUCAUGUGCCUAAAAUUGUUGGUUACUUUUUAAUUGGAACAACCUAUUCAAAGUUGUGAUAAACAAAAUAAAAUAAAACAACACAAUGGCUGGCAGAGGACGAGGUGGCAAGACAUCCUCGUUAACUCAAGAGCAACUUCAAGCUAUGGGUUGCAUUGGAAAGGAUAUGCCUCAAGUACAACUAGCACCUCCACCAACUUUCCCCCCACUUAUGUCUAAGCCUGUUACAAUGGAGACAACUGCCUCACAAAACUAUCAAAUCCUCUGGAAGGAAGAUUUUUUAAAUCACAUGAGAGACUCUCCUUACUAUAUCACGCCAAAAGUCACAAAAGCUAAUAUUUUGCGCUAUUCAGAUCAAUAUGCUAAUGCCCUUGAAAACUCAAAAACCAAAAUAAAAGCGGAUAUUCCAUGGAAUUUAAUGCCCAGUGAAUUGUCUCCAAUGUUUAAUAAACGUAAAACGAGUGCCAAAACUACUGUACCAGCAAAGAAAUCAAAAGCAGCGAAUAUUGAUGAUACACUAAAAGUACUUGAAGAAAAAGAAAAGACUGAUGUUGAUCCUGAUUUAAAUGAAAAGAAAGCAUCCGACUCUGAAGCCGAAGAGGAAGAAGAAGAGCAGGACUUGAGAGCUGAUGAUGAAAUGGACGAUGAAAACGACUAUGGUAACAGUUACUUUGAUAAUGGAGAAGCGUAUAAUGAAGAAGAUGACAAUUUGGAUGAUGGUCCAGUUUAUUGAAAAUAUGUUAAGAUCUAAACUUUAAGAAAUACAUUUUUUUAAAAAAAUCA
Molecule: messenger RNA, 838 nt
Organism: Eupeodes corollae
Lineage: Eukaryota; Metazoa; Arthropoda; Insecta; Diptera; Syrphidae
Gene: Polr3G
Product: DNA-directed RNA polymerase III subunit RPC7-like
Exons: 4
Coding region: 141-788 (215 amino acids)
Biological process (GO): transcription by RNA polymerase III
Cellular component (GO): RNA polymerase III complex
Source: RefSeq, a predicted model, not a curated record